AUGCUUGGAAUUGCUGAAAGCUCCGAGGAAAGCAACCACGGUGGCGGUGCUGCUGGUGGUGAUAAUGAGAAAGAGACGGUUAAAGUUGAAGUUGUUCAAGUUCAGGACUCUGCUAAGAAGAACAAUAACGAAGGUGGUAGCACUAGUAAGAAGGUGGACGGUGGUAAUAUGGUCAAACCCAAUGAAGGUGGCGGUGCACCGGCUAAAGCUGGCGGUGGUGGUGGCAACGGGGGUAAUAAGAAGAAAAACAAGGGGAAAAAAGUGAAUGCCAAUGCUGAUGAGGAUGAAGGUGAACAAUGUGAUGAUGCUCCUCCACCAAGCAGUGAGUCACCAAUUCAGGGUAAUGUGCUUCAUGGGGCACAGAGGCCUCAUAACCAACAUGUUCAGCUGCAUGUGCCUAAUGUGCCUUAUGGGCCUCAUGCUCCUCGUGGCCCACAGGGUUUUCUUGGCCCACGCCCUCCAUAUGGUCCUCAUGGCCCAAGCUCUGUUCAAGUUCCAGCCAAUCACAACCCCCCACCGCGGUCGAAAGGGAGAUGCCACUUCCAUCCAAUCCCUAAAUACGGAUUGCCGGGCAGUUACUGA
Messenger RNA from Pyrus x bretschneideri (Chinese white pear), 582 nucleotides. Its product is annotated as complement C1q and tumor necrosis factor-related protein 9-like. Bases 1 to 582 code for a protein of 193 amino acids. The record is from RefSeq and is a predicted model, not a curated record. The transcript has 2 exons. Lineage: Eukaryota; Viridiplantae; Streptophyta; Magnoliopsida; Rosales; Rosaceae.